AUCUCAUGAGCCCCUCUGGAAGGGGCUGCCAGGGGGGAGAGGCGCCACUUCCCAUGAUGCCCUGGGGCGAUGGAGUGGGGCUUGCCCUCCUCAGGGUGCCCGGGGGCGAUGGAGUAGGGAUGCUCCCCAAUAAUUCUUUGUGGGCCGUUGCACUGGGGGUUGCCCACCCUCCAGGAUAGAGUAGGGCUGUCUGCUCCCCGACCCGUAAUGCAGCGGGGCUGUGGAUUGUACAUUCCCAACAAUGCACUGGGGUGCGGAGUGGGGCUGAUUGCCCACUCCCCGCAGCCCCCACAGUGCAUCAGGGCAGUGAGCCAGGGGCUGCCUGCUCCUCAUAGCGUGCUGGGUUGAUCGAUCAGGGCUGCCCAGGCAGGAUGAACCAGAGUGGAGGGUUCACUGUGCCCCUUCUCCCUCCACUGAUGUGCUGGGCUACCUGCAUUUCCCCAGCGUGAUGGGAUGGUGCUUCUCCUUGACAGAAUACACUGAUGUUGGUGUGCUCCUUGUGCGACCAGAGGGUCAGGAACUUCAGACGCUUUCAGAUAUGUGGAAAUGGUCAAGAGACUUAUUCCAGGGAAAGGACAUACCCCAGAACUGGUUCUGGGAUAUCUGGGGUUAAAUUUGUUUGUACAAUGCAUUCCCAACAUUCUCCCUUCUAGAGUCGCUUUUCUUGACAUUUCCUUCACACGACUCCAUCCCAAUUUAAAAUAUGUCAACUAUGCUGAGGUCUGCAUGUGUCCUAUUUUGAAGUCUGGCUCCAUGACUACACUUUGCUUCACUGUGAACUUAAUCUUUUCCUGUACUUUACAUUGUAGAGGUGCAUAUAUCUACUGCUCUUAAUAUUAAAGCAAUAGUUGAUUAUAAACCCUUCAGACUGACCUCUUGGCAUCUUAUUACUGUUUUAGAUUUGCUUCUACUGCUCAUUUUACAAUGGUUUAUUGCUCAGCUUUGAACUGUCAAAAUGCUACGAGUGGGGUAUAUAAGAACAGUACAGUUACUUUCUAUGGCUUUCCUUUACAUAACAAACCUCUCUUGAAGCAGUGGAUUCACAACAUGGGUCGGGAAAUGGGAACUCCAUCAAAACAUCAGCGACUAUGUUCUAAACAUUUUGAGGACAGUUCUUUUGAAAUUGAUCCUCUAAAAAUUAGGAAAAACCGGCGCCUACUGAAAGAAGCAGUUCCCCAAAAAUUCAUUUUGGGUGAAGAUGGAAACUGGCUUGUUGGAACACCUCAAAGUUUCUGUGGUGGAAUAAGUAAUAAAACUCGAAAACGAAUCAGGAAUCCUGAACAUUUGAAGGUCCCAGGGACAUUUGAUAAUGUUGCAGCUCCUGAAAGGAAGAAUUUAGAAGAGUGGCAAAAGGAGCUUUACAAAAAAGUGAUAAAAGAUAAUUAUGAAUCUUUAAUCUCACUGGGUAAAGUCUCCAAACAUGAUAUUCAGUCACGAGAAGAGCUAUGUGUCAAGGCUCAGCGGGGCUUGGAUGAAAGAGAAAUGUCUAUGAGUCCUAGCAUAGUGGAUGAUGGGAUUGUGAUCAAAACUGAAGUGCAGGAUAAUGAGGAAGCUCCAGAAAAUAUGGAACUGCAUGGAUCGUUUUCAGAAAGAUCAGAAGACCUGGUUUUCCAAACUCCUGACAAGGGAAUAACUUGUGAGAGUCAUUGGAGCAUAGAAACACAGCCAAGUAAUCUUCCUGGAAGCAGAAUGGGUAACUCUACUCUUGGGAAAGGAGAUUCCAAUAAAUUCAAAGGUAUCCUUUUCUACCAGGAGACACCCACAGGAGAGAGACUAUACCUAUGUACAGAAUGUAAGAAAACCUUUAAGUUGAAGAUAGGUCUUUUAAAACACAAGCGAAUUCAUGUAAAAAAGAGUCCGGUAUCAUCAUACAUAUGUACAGACUGUGGAAAAAACUUUGGUCGCCAUGCAGAUCUUAUUAGACAUCAGAGAACUCACACAGGCGAGAGACCCUAUAAAUGUACAGAAUGCGAGAAAAGCUUUACUGAGAAACCAAGACUUACUAAUCACCUACGAACUCACAACAUCUGCCUGUAACCACUGUGGCAAAGGCUUUAUGGGAACUGAUUUUCCACUCAGUCAUCAACAAAUCCAUCAGAGAAUAUGGACCAUACACAUGCACCAACUGUAGGAAAAGCUUUUGUGUAAGAAGACAUUUUAUAACAUUGAAAUGAACUCAAGCAUGAGAUGGAUCUGUCAUUGUAGCUCAUCUGUUUAAGCCUUGAGAAGCAACUGAAUUUAUUAGCUAUCAAAAUGAUUCAUGCAAGGGGGGAGAACAGACGUAUAAAAGUGUAUUGACUAUACCAAAAAUGUCAUUAAAAAAAACAUUUUCUAAAAUACCAACUAACCUAUACUAGAGAGAGACUGUAUUAUUGCAGAAAAUGUGGGAGAAGUUUGACAUGAGGAACCUUUGACCACAUCACCAGAGAAUUUAUGGAACAGAGCAAGAUAAUUUUAGAUAGAAAUUAGAGCUUCAACGAGCCUUAGAUCAGUUUAAGAGGUUGGGCUUCUUGAUGUUAAAAAUAGGAAAUAAAUGGUAAAGUCCAUUAAGCGCAGUCAAAUGACAGUGGUGUCAGCAGUGAAAGAACCAAGGCAUGUUAGUAGGCCGAAGACAAAAUGUAGUUCAAACUUCCACAAUUUAGAGUAAUUUACAGCACAUGAGAUGCAGGCUUCAUUUCUGAGCUCCUGGAAGAGAAAACAGAAACGGAUAAUGUUCUCCUUUCUGUCGCUUCUGUGCAACAUGAAUGAUGGGAGGCAAAAUUUAUGUGGGAUUAUUCUUCUCUCUAAACCAAAAGCAGCACUGGCUCCAAUUUCAGAGAAAGCGUCAACAGAUGGAGAUAGGGGAAAAAAAACAGUGGAGUCAUCUGCUUAAAAACAUAAUCAAACACAGGUCAGAAAAUCUUACCAGACCUGUGCAUCUUGUUAAACGCCUUGCUUAAAGGUGGCCUGCAAAGAAUUAAAAAACACCUGUUUUUGUGCCCUUUUUGUUUUAAAACCUUAUGAUGUGGACUUUCUUGCCUCGAGGGGGCGGGAGCAGGGAAGGGGGUGUUAAAAUAAAUCCUCCAAAUUCUAUAGGGUGUUGAUUUUACCAUUGCCCAAUUGUGCCUAUAUUAUGAGCAGUUAGGGAGAACUAAAGAGAGGGGAAAAGAGUAAAAUUUUGUAUUGUAUGAUCAGCUGUUACAGUGAAGAGUGCUACAUUGUAGUAUACAUAAUAACAUUUGUUUCCAUGAAUGAUGCCUGGUAACUAGGGUAGCAAGGUGCCUGGUUUUCGACUAGAAAAUCCAGUCAAAAGGGGACCUGACAGUGUCCGGUCCAAUCUAUGGACCGGACAACCAAAGUCCCGUCACUGAGGGCGGGGAGGUGUGUGGUCACUAAUCUGUGCCAGCUCCUACUCAGCUGGGGCCUCCUCCUACCUGCGUUGAGUGGCUGCAGCUCCCAGCCCUGGCUUUGUAGGCGUGUCCCUCCUGACCGGGGCAGAGAGGCAGAAAGGGGAAAAGCAGCAAGUGACUGGGGAGGAGGGAAGAGAAGCGAAUGGGAGUGGGGCCUUGGGGGAAGAGAUGGGGCAGGGGACGGGUCUUGGGGGCAGGGGUGGGCUUGGAGAGCUAGGGCAGGUUGGUUCUAGCUGGAAUGUCCAAUUUUUAAAUACAAAGUUGGCAACCCUACUGGUAACUGAACUAAUGGGGAGAUUCACCAAGAUUUUUAUUAUUCUAAUUGCUCUUAGUCUUAUUUUUCCUCUAUUAAAUGUUUGUAUUAUUACCUAGCAGGUAAGCAGUUAAAAUAAUUAAUUUUGCAAGAAGCACAUUCAAUAGAGCAAAAGGUGAUCCAUGGACUGCUUGGCGGUGGGUAUGCAGACAGCUGUCUGCUCUCAUGUUGCUGACUUCUCCUUACAACUGCUAAAUCACAUGAGAGACAACUAAACCUACAUUAAAUACUUUUCAAUUAUUAUUUUCCCAUGUAAGCAUUUGAAAUGUUUUUAUUGAUUUACACUUUCACUGAGUUUUAAGCUUUUUUGUUUGUUUGUUUGAAUUUUCACAGUUAUAGGAAAUUGUGGAGGAUCAGACAAUUAUUUAAAGAUGAUAGACAUUGAGAUGCAAAAAGUUAAAGCUUUAUAAACCAUUAAAACACAAACUUUCAACAUCACAUGUCAAAAUAGCCUUAAAUCAACAAAUUCUACCUGUUUUAAUUAUUCAUUCUCUGUUCCAUUUGUACCAAGCCUUAUCCAGAAGUCUGAAUCACUGGAUUUGACUUUAAUAAGUUCUCAAUCGGCAUUUUUCUUACCUUGCCUAUCUGUAAACAGCAGUUAUUAUUGAUGGAAAUAUUUUUUGUUGAGUUGUGCUUAUGCGUGGUGAAAUUGACAUUUUCUGACUUUUACUGAUAAAAAUCUAAUCCUUCCAAGCCUAGUCAGAUAGCACUUUAUAUGUUCAAAUGCUGUACAAAUGGUAAUCAAAUAAAACGUUAAGCAGAAAACAUUGAACACUGAAGAGGCUUGGCAAUAAAAUUAGAUUCUCCCACAGAAUAGAAAAAAAUUAGAUUCUCCCACAGAAAGCUGUUUGGCCAUAGGGGUGAGCUCCUAUAGAAUCCAAUGGGAAUUAAUAGCUAGAGGAGUCAUGAGUUUGGGAGGGGUAUAGAAAUGGAGCAUUCUGUAUUUUUUGACCAACAGCUCAAAAUCUUGGGAGACCAAGAAGCAGACCCCUUUUUUGUUGAAAUGGAUUGUUUUUCCUUAGUUGGAAAUGACACCAGUAAAAGAGCCUGGAAUCGUGAGUCUUUGUAUCUGUCCCUUUGUGAAAAUUGCACAUGUAUGUAGGCAGCAGAAGCACCAUGAUAGGGUGUGUAAAUGACACAAUAUAUGCUUUUCCCCAUCUGGGACUGAGCACAUUUGCAAAAAGAGAACUACUCCCCUUCUUAAGAGUCUUCUGCUAAGUGUUUCUCUGAAUUAACAUUAUUCUAUCCUGCUAAAAAACAGUCAUUUGGAGCUAAUGAAGAUAAGUUUCAUGUUUUGUUUCCAAAGAUAUAGGGCUUGUUCCUGAUUCCCUUGAAGUCAAUGGGAAUCUUGCCAUUGGCUUAAAUGGGAGCAAGAUUGGACCCAUAGUGGAUAAGCGAAUAGUUUGUAUGUGAAUUUAACACCCCCCCCAGCAAUUAAUGUUAUUCUAUGUAAAUGAACAGGUAUUUUUCAUGCGAGGUUAGGCAUCUGUACUACUACUGUUAUUUCUGAAGGUAUCUUUUCUGAGUUCAGUUAACAUCUUAUUUAAAUGUUUGUGCCUUGAAUCUCUGCUAAAAGAAACUCUAUUCUCUCAACACAGAUCCUGAAAACAUACUUUAGAUUCAUGCCUACCACUAAUAAAAUAUGAAACAUUGUUGCUAGUGGAAUGACUACUUGAACGGGACUAUUCCAAUCCCCUUUUUACCCAAUGAGAGGACUGUUGCAGAGCCAUUUACUGUGUUUCCAGACAGAAUGAAUAUACAUACAACCCAUAAACAUGAUGUUUUCAUGUAGAUACUUGUAUUUUCAAUGCUUCAUUUUAUGGUGUCCUGUUAUGUUGCAACAAUCUGACACGUACCAUAUUUGAAGCUAGUUUGCUGUUAAGAUUCAAUAAAGUUUUUUUUUUAAGUGAUUGCUGUCAAAUGACAAAUUACAGCAUGAGCAACACAUCCGAGAGCACAACCCAAUAAGCAAUUGUCCUAGUCCAAGGGGAUGUUUUAGAAUAAAUGAUAGUAGAUCUGAACUCUCAAAGAAGUGCAGGAAAGAUGCCAAAUAUAGUAACUUUUAUCCAGCAUUUGUUAAAUGAUUGCCCCAAAGUGUGUAAAUGGGGAGGGGAGAGAAGUGACAUUACAGGCACACAGUAAAUGUUAUUUACUAUUUGUAGUGCCUAGGAGCUCUAGUCAUGGACUAGGACCCCCUUGUGCUAUGGUCAUAUUAUGUCUUUACGUAUAUAGGGGCCACAAAAUUCUAUGAAUUUCCUCAAUUGCCAGAGUUGCCCUGAGAAUGUAAAAUAAGCCUUGGGCCAUAGCAUAUUAUUUUGCCAGGAAUUGUAGUGAAGCAGACAGUAGAAUAAAACAUAUGUUGCCUUCAGAGUCUUGUCUUCUGCUGAGCAGCCAGAUUAAGGUCAAAAUGCCGUGUAAGGAUUUUCUGCACUUUGUAUUUUAAUGGGUUUGAAUUGUCUUGCUGACAUAAAUAAGCUUUCUCUGUCACA
Messenger RNA from Gopherus flavomarginatus (Mexican gopher tortoise), 6191 nucleotides. RefSeq names its product zinc finger protein 777-like. Gene Ontology annotation, biological process: regulation of transcription by RNA polymerase II. Bases 925 to 2037 code for a protein of 370 amino acids. Gene Ontology annotation, molecular function: RNA polymerase II cis-regulatory region sequence-specific DNA binding; DNA-binding transcription factor activity, RNA polymerase II-specific. NCBI's taxonomy places the organism in Eukaryota, Metazoa, Chordata, Testudines, Testudinidae. The record is from RefSeq and is a predicted model, not a curated record. The transcript is spliced from 5 exons.